Messenger RNA from Trypanosoma brucei brucei TREU927, 2778 nucleotides. RefSeq names its product Ser/Thr protein phosphatase, putative. Lineage: Eukaryota; Euglenozoa; Kinetoplastea; Trypanosomatida; Trypanosomatidae. Gene Ontology annotation, cellular component: cytosol; nucleus. The record is from RefSeq and is a predicted model, not a curated record. Gene Ontology annotation, molecular function: protein serine/threonine phosphatase activity. The transcript has a single exon. The coding region runs from base 1 to 2778 and encodes 925 amino acids.
AUGGGUUGCUCGACCUCCAAGGGGGAUCCCUUGCGGACUAAUAAGGGAGCGGGAGAUGGAGCAGGUAGCCUUCGUAAUCCACCAGGAGGGAGAUGGAGUCAAACGGAUUAUCCCGACGUUGGGAACCAACGACAUUUACCCCAGUGCCACUUUUGCAAGCGCUUCAUCGCUGAAAAAGAAUAUAACGCUCACACAGUGAUGUGCGAUGAAAGGGAGAUGACAUGCUGGAACUCGUGGUGUCGCCAAAUGGUGAAGCAGGGCAUGUUGAGUAAACAUCUGGAAGAAUGUGCCAAGAAUCAGAGAGCUCUAUGCUACAAGUGUGGUACGGAGGUGCUCGCCAGCGAUCUGCAGGUUCACAGGGACACAUGCCAGCCAAAAAAGUGCUCGGCGUGUGGGGAGUUAUGCAUCACACGAAUUUUGAGUUGGUGUCCACAUAACUUUGGACGCAUUGGCGCCACGCAGGGGCCAUUUGCAACGGAGGCUCUGUCAAAGAAGUACCUCUCCGGAGGCGGUCGGCCGAAAGGCGCCUCUUCAGUUCAUAACAAUAGUCCCCCACACGUUAACUUCAAUGUAGCGCGGAUGCAGUUGCUAUGGCGCUGGAUAAAGACGAAAUCUAUUAUAGAAGAGACGCUGUUCCGUGUCAUGUCUAGAGAAAUGGAUCUGAAGAAAGAGGGUUUCGCCAUCUUCAAGGCAUUAGAUAAGGUGAACGAAUCACACGUGCUAGCACCCAAGCGGUCGCGGUCAAUUCUCCAGUCCCCCGUUGUCGCUCCCGCCGUCUCCUCUCAUUACUUCCCCACACGCUCUAGUGACCCCAUCACACUCGAUGUGGUGAGCCGUCUUAUGAAGGACCUCAGUGAACAUAUUCUCCCACCGUAUCCCGCCGUCUGGCGUGUCUUCACUGACGCUAUGUGUUAUCUGAAUACGAUGCCUAACGUCGUAUUGCUCAGUCCACCCCUCGGUGCACGGGUGGUGAAUGGACGCGUUAAUCAAGGUUCUAAGGUGGUUGUCGUGGGGGACCUGCAUGGGCAGCUGGCGGACCUCUUGCAUAUUCUCAAGGAGUGCGGCAUGCCAAACGACUCGACGUAUUACAUCUUCAACGGAGACUUCGUGGAUCGGGGUCCGAAUGGUGUAGAGGUUCUGCUUAUUAUCUUUUCUCUGAUGCUCGCUUGCCCGAAGUUUGUCACUUUGAACCGGGGCAAUCAUGAGUGCGACUACAUGAAUGAAGAAUACGGUUUUGAUGUAGAAGUGAGUACAAAGUACGAUCGCAACGUCUUCCGGCUCAUUCAGCGCUGCUUCUGCGCCAUGCCGCUCGCAACGAUCAUUGGCAGGAAAGUGUUUGUCGUGCACGGCGGCGUCCCACGGCGCAAGGGGGUUCGUAUCGAGGACAUCUCCCGCAUCCAGCGCUUUCGACAGAUUCCCAUGCCAGACUACUCGCAGCCUGAAGAGGAUGAGAUCUUUCAGGAUCUGCUGUGGUCGGACCCCGUUGAGGAUUUGCAGGGCUGGCGUGAGUCCCACCGUGGCGCUGGUGUAGAGUUCGGACCCGAUCUGACGCAUGAGUUCCUCCAAAGCAAUGGGUUGGAGCUCAUUAUUCGCUCACACUGCGACUGUGAACGCGGGUACGAGGAGUUCCAUGAUGGCAAGCUCGUAACGGUUUUCUCAGCGAGCAAUUACAACGGUCCCGACACCAACUAUGGAAGUGUGGCCGUUUUUAUUGGUGACAACCCCGAGCCAUCCUUCUCUGUGCACAAGGUGCUGGAAGAUGACCUUGAAGCGCACCACCAUGUAGACCUUGGCGAGACCCAAACCGGCGGAUUGGGUAUGACCUUAACCUCACUUUCUAUGCUGCACUUAGUGCGGCCUGCUAUCCGCCGUAGAACAAAGGAUGAGGUGCUUCGGGUGCUGCGCGAACGUGUGUAUCAGCGCCGGCAUCGUCUCAUGGCGUACUUCAACAAGCUUGAUCGCACACGGAAGGGGUCUGUGUGGAAGAUUGAAUGGGUGGAGGCCAUGCGCAACGUCCUCAACACCGACCUCCCGUGGUUCUUUUUGCGUGGCUACCUAGCAGCAGAGGAUGACGACGGUCGUAUUUGGUAUUCCCUCUUCCUCGUGAAGUUUCACAACAAACUGCAGUCGCUUUGGCUCAACGAGUGGAUUAGCAGCGCGCGCGAUCGCCUCAUUCAGCAACAGAGGGCUAACCACCGAUCACAAUAUGUUGCGAAUUCUUUUAACAGGGAGCAAGUGGGCUAUAACGAAUUCUGUUCCGUCAUGCGUGCUAUCGAUUACACCAUGAGCGAUGGACACCUCUUUCAACUCUUCGUACACUUUGACGAGCGUGGCGUUGGCUUCAUCGAUGGUCGCAAGUUUGUGCAUAUGCUCUCCGAGGCAAAUACUUCACACCCCGGCGCGGACCCACUCCGUUGGGAUCUGGAGGCGAUGGAGCAACUGCAGUCUGUAGUUAUACAAGGCCGUGGCCAGCUGCAGUACCUCUUUAAGGUAAGUACAAAGGAUUGCGUGCUCACGAAGGAGUCAUUCAUGUGGGGACUGGAGCAGCUUGGCCGUGGAAUGCGGAGGCAACUCACGCAGCAGCAGAAGGAAAGGAUAUAUGAGUACUUGCUUGAGCGCGCGCCUAAUGGUUCUGUGUUGUUCGGGCAGUUCCUCUUCAUGACUACUGUUUUUGAUAACUGCACCAUGUCGACUUCUUCGGCUAUUGAUUUGGCAGACAUUAAUCUGGUAGCGUACUGCUUAAGAAACUGUAGCUUUUCCUCCUUUGUGAGAGAUUGA